Chrysoperla carnea is the source of this 1405-nucleotide messenger RNA. Its product is annotated as BTB/POZ domain-containing protein KCTD9. NCBI's taxonomy places the organism in Eukaryota, Metazoa, Arthropoda, Insecta, Neuroptera, Chrysopidae. The record is from RefSeq and is a predicted model, not a curated record. Bases 32 to 1282 code for a protein of 416 amino acids. Gene Ontology annotation, biological process: protein homooligomerization. The transcript has 4 exons. Gene Ontology annotation, molecular function: protein binding.
UAAGACUGAUAUUUAUAAAAAAAGUAAAAGAAUGAAACGCAUAACAGUAUUUGAAAAGGGUAAAAGUGAUGGUGGAAAAACAUUAUUGAUAAAAGAUACCGAUACAAAUUUUAAUAAAUUGCUAGAACGUAUAUGUAUUAAAUUAAAAAUUGAAUCAAAUCCAAAUGUUACAUUAUAUACGAAAUUUGAUGGUGAAAUAGAUGAUUUAUCAUUGAUAAGAGACGAUGAUGUAUUGUAUGCAUUAAAUAAAACAAAUAAAAUCGAAGAACCAAAACAAGAAUCAACACAAGAAGAUGACUUAAAACAUUGUAAGUGUUGUAAGUACAACACAAUAAAUACAAAUUGGAUUAAAUUAAAUGUUGGUGGUAAAUAUUUUACAACAACACGAAGUACAUUAUGUGAACGUGAACCAAACAGUAUGCUGGCUAGAAUGUUUAAUUCACAAUUAAAAGCAAGUGAAUUAGAUUCAACUGGUUCAUAUUUAAUUGAUCGUAGUCCGACAUACUUUGAAAUCAUAUUAAAUUAUCUUCGGAAUGGUGUUAUUAUAUACAAUAACAAAACCCAGGAUGAUUUAAAUGGAAUAUUGAUUGAAUGUAAAUAUUAUAAUAUUGAAACAAUGAUACCACAAAUUGAAGAAUUAAUUUAUAAAAAUAAUGAACAACAAUUAUUAAACGAACAAAUUAAUAAAAAUGAACCAACAAAUAUUGUAUUAACACGUUAUGAUGUUAUUAAAACAUUAAUAAAUACAUCGUAUAUAACAGAGUUACGCUUUCAAGGUGUUCACUUAACUGGUGCUAAUUUAUCGAAAUUAGAUUUACGUAAUAUUAAUUUUAAAUAUUCAAUAUUAACACAUUGUAUAUUUAAUGGUGCUAAUUUAUCAUUUUGUUGUUUUGAACGAGCUGAUUUAUCGAAUUCGAAUUUAGAAAAUGUACAAUUAUUAGGUGUUAAAGCAUUAUGUGCUAAUUUUGAAAAUUGUAAUUUAAAAAAUAGUAAUUUUGAAGAUCCAACUGGUAUACGUGCAAAUUUAGAAGGAUGUAAUUUAAAAAAUGCCAUUUUAGAAGGUAGUAAUAUGGGUGGCGUAAAUUUACGUGUUGCUACAUUAAAACGUGCUAAUUUAAAAAAUUGUGAUUUACGUUCAGCUGUAUUAGCUGGUGCUGAUUUAGAAUGGUGUGACUUAUCUGGUAGUGAUUUACAAGAAGCUAAUUUACGUGGUGCUAAUUUAAAGAAUGCUGCAUUUGAAUUAAUGCUAACACCAUUACAUAUGUCACAAACAAUUAGAUAAAUAAGAAACUUAAAAGUAUUAAUUAUAAUUAAAUUGUUCAUUGUAUAAUAUCUUUUCUAAUAAAUUAAUUAAUUUAUUUAUAAUAUGAUAACGUUGUUGUUGUUUAUUAUUGUUAUUAUUAUU